Molecule: messenger RNA, 2817 nt
Organism: Penicillium malachiteum
Lineage: Eukaryota; Fungi; Ascomycota; Eurotiomycetes; Eurotiales; Aspergillaceae
Product: DDHD family phospholipase
Exons: 4
Coding region: 1-2817 (938 amino acids)
Cellular component (GO): cytoplasm
Molecular function (GO): metal ion binding; glycerophospholipase activity
Source: RefSeq, a predicted model, not a curated record
AUGACGGGCCCUUUCCAUACUUAUGGCCCGUCGUGCCUCUUGGUGGACGAUGAGCCAGAACUGCCGAGUUUCUACUCGCUCACCACCCCGCCAGACAUACGGUCCCACUUCUUUUACGUCUCAUCACUGCCAAUUGACGAUCCUUUAGCGCCGUUACCCGCAGCAACUGGGCAAGCAUCGGAGGAUGAAAAAGUGCCUCCCCAACCAUUUUCAGCAAGAGACAAUACCGCCUUGGAAUCAGCUUGGACUGAGCUACGGAAGUCUUGGCAGUGGAAAUCUGGCCACUGUGGAUCUCAUCCGGAGGCAUCUUCAUCGCGAAAAGAUUCUGGAAUCGCCGUACCGAAUCAAAGGUCUUCUUUGGAGGGGAACCGUCGCAAUGCGACGUCAAGUCGAGGGGAUGCCAGUCUGGCAAGCAGCAGAGGCACUCAUAGUAACCCCACCUCGGUGCCAGAUGUUAUGCCAGAAGCCCCCGGUGCCAAUGCCACCUACCGGAAACGAGCGUUCUCUUCUGUGAAUGAAUCAUAUUCAGCCAAGAGGCGAAGCCGCUCGCCGCCCGACGACGGCGCUGAGGGCCAGGAGUUUACAGGUAGUUUCCAAGGCCCGUCAUCCCAUACAAGCAUCAGUGGAUCUCCUUUUAUCCGAGCACCGAUAUCCCAACCAGACAGUCGUCCUACAGGCCGUUCGGUUGAAUCGCUGGUGUCAAAUGAGGGAGCCGAGUGGCAAACUGAAGUUCGCAGCAAUGCUCCCCAUCACUCGACCUCGAAGCCAUCAGGUCUCCGAGCAUCCAUGAGCCUAGACGAGAUGAGUGCAGCAGAAUCCGCAGAGUCUUCGCCUUGCACCGAACCUCAAACAAAGAUUCCAGUUGGAGCACUACGACUCCAUUUGGUAGAAUUGCCCAAUUUAAAGAUGAAACCUAUCUACUGGAGCCCUUUGCAUGAUAUCUCGUCAGUCGUCAGAGCAACAUGGUUCUACAAGAAUACAAUGUUGCCAGUCGAGACUGCAGUAGCGAAUCAAUUAGAACACGGUUAUGCUGAACUUAAGCCAUGGACAGAGACCUGGCAAGAUGAACUGAACAGCUGUGUUGAAAAUGGCGCCGAUGCAGAGACGAAGGUAGUAUACAGACUCUGGCCCAAGAAGGAGCCGAGCUCUGGUACUCGGCCUGGAACUGCGCAGCUUUUGCAGAAUAGUGAGCCCCAGGCAAUUAGUCCUCCAGUGGAUUUGUCCUUCGAUAUGAACCAUGCUUCUGGAGGAACCGCAGCUCAUUCUGAUGCUAUAAAGCCAUAUCUCACAUCCAGUGCCAUUUAUGUGGAUGCAAGGAAUGCUCAGAUUCUCCGGCCUAGCUUACUUCCAUCUGCUGCUCGGGGAAGACGACCACUCAGUGCGAUCCGUAAAGGUCGUCAGAUUGGCAUACCAGUUGUGCGUGGGUUCAACAGGAAAUUAUGGGAUCAGCUCCACCCAUCCAAGCCCAACCCGGUAGAUGUACGACACUACAUUCGAACAAGCCAGUCUCAAACUCCUACCGUCCCUGGUGAGCAGGUAUGCUACGCAUGCAAGAUGGAGGAACUACGCCCGGCGCCGACAGAUUUAGUUUUUGUCAUCCAUGGUAUUGGUCAAAAGUUGUCGGAGCGGAUGGAGAGCUUUCACUUUACUCAUGCGAUCAAUGCCUUUCGUCGUCAAGUCAACAUGGAGCUGAACAACGAGCCUGUCUGGCCCCAUGUGCGCCAGGGUCAUGGAGGAAUCAUGGUCCUGCCUGUGAAUUGGCGUACAACACUCUCUCUGGAGGAUUCAUCCCUUGAAUCUACAGACGAGGAGGACCCAUUUUCCAAUAACUACUCUCUUGGCGAUAUCACUCCUGAGACGCUUCCAGCUGUGCGGUCAUUAAUCAGCGAUGUGAUGCUCGAUAUUCCUUACUAUCUUUCACAUCAUAAGCCGAAGAUGAUGAAGGCAGUUGUCAAAGAGGCCAAUCGCAUCUAUCGCCUAUGGUGCAAGAAUAAUCCCGGGUUCCAGCAGGAAGGCCGUGUUCACCUCCUUGCUCAUUCCCUGGGAAGCGUCAUGGCUCUUGAUAUCCUCAGCCAUCAGCCGACUAAGGUUCCUCUAUUCACUUUUGCCGAUACCCCUCUGCAUAGCGAUAUGUUUGAAUUUGAGACCCGCAACCUUUUUCUAUGCGGCAGUCCCGUCGGCUUCUUCUUACUGCUGAACAAAGCAAACUUACUACCUCGGAAAGGGCGAGAAAAGCCAGGAAGUGAAGGUGAAGAUCGACUUCGCGGUGUAGCAGGUGAACCUGGCAAAUACGGCUGUCUCGCAGUUGACAACUUGUACAACAUUAUGCACAACACCGAUCCAAUCGCAUACCGAGUCAACGCCGCCGUAGAUACAGAUCUUUCAAAUUCACUCAAAAUAGCCUCUAUUCCAAGCCCAUCAUCCACUUUCUGGCAAUCCUUUGGCAGCGUCUUCCGCUGGAGCUCUGCUUCUUCAGGCUUCAUGCCAUCUUCAGCAAUGCCAGUUCGUCCUGCCACCAUUUCCAAAUUACCGUCCAAUGUGGAGAUGGAGACACACGACUUCACACGUGAAGAAAUCGCUGAAAAGCGCAUGCUCUUACUCAACGAUAAUGGUCAGAUAGACUAUUAUCUCUCUGGUGGUGGAGGUCCGCUCAACAUUCAGUAUCUGAAUAUGCUUAGUGCGCAUAGCAGCUACUGGACCUUGGGGGAUUUUGUCCGUUUUCUUGUGGUUGAGAUUGCUAGGAAGCAAGGUAGGGAUGGAACGUUACUUGCCUUUCGUGCGGAGAAGAAGAAGGGAUACAAGUACAGUAAGGGUUGA